AUGAAGUGGAAUAUUAAAGGAUUAACUCAAUAUCUGGAUACUUGUUUUCUUCUUUCUGUGAUAAUUUCAGAGAGUCCACACAGUUAUUAUCUUUUAUUUUGGUAUAUUUUUCAAAAUAAGAGAGUAAGAGGAAAGACAAUUAACAUUUUUUGGCUUGUGGUCAAGCGAGAAAAGUUACGAAAAGCUUUAUUAUUUUUUUCACAAGAUGUUCUUGGUCUAGAAGAAGACUUGAACCUAGACGUUCACAAGUCUCAAGUCUUCAAGUCUCAGGGUCAUUCUCUAUUUUGUCUUAAAGGAUUGAUCCUAGUAGCUUUUAAAGGAGGAACAGAUCAAGAAACAGACUUAAUAGAAUUUUUAUCAACUUCAAAAGAAUGUAUCAAUGGUUUGAUAACUUUACCGGAGAUCAUUUAA
This is a messenger RNA of Lottia gigantea (owl limpet), 411 nucleotides long. RefSeq lists its product as hypothetical. The coding region runs from base 1 to 411 and encodes 136 amino acids. Lineage: Eukaryota; Metazoa; Mollusca; Gastropoda; Lottiidae. The transcript has 5 exons. The record is from RefSeq and is a predicted model, not a curated record.